Drosophila willistoni is the source of this 1953-nucleotide messenger RNA. RefSeq lists its product as uncharacterized. The coding region runs from base 112 to 1215 and encodes 367 amino acids. The transcript is spliced from 8 exons. NCBI's taxonomy places the organism in Eukaryota, Metazoa, Arthropoda, Insecta, Diptera, Drosophilidae. The record is from RefSeq and is a predicted model, not a curated record.
AAAAUUCUUCGUUGAGGAUAGAUCGCUAUUUUUUAGGAGUAAAUUAAAUUCGAACGAGUUCAACGAAUAUUUCUUGUGCUUUGAUAGACACAGAAAAACAAAUCGAUCAAAAUGUUCAAGAGCCAUUUGGAAAUGAUUGGGCGCAAUGAGAGCCCCAGCAAGAAGGCCAAAUUCUGGCAAUCCUACAUCAGAUCCCUGAAGGGUUCCGAGGAUAUUCGCGCCCAUGAGGCACCAAAAGCCAGCCGCCCAUACAGCUCCUACCUGGAUUCGCCCACCUACAGGAGCAUCUAUGAUGAACCCUCGACGGCCAAUGAGCGUGUGCAAUCAUCUGGCUACAGAUACUUGCCAGUGAGCCGUGACACCUACGGUUACUCGCCACGUGCCAUCUAUGAUCAUCAUUACAGCAGAACAAUUCCAGCUAACUACGAUGCAGAGAAGGCCUGGAAUGAUCAUUUGAAGCGCAUGCAAGAAAUUGAGCGCAGAUACCCAUCUCGCUAUGGUCUCUACUUGAGAGACAAGCCACUCACACCAAACUCCUUGGUGCCUUUGGAAUACGAGCCAGAGGACAAGUUGCUGGCACAACUCAACAAGGCCCGCCGUUCGCCUUCUCCCGUCCGUCCCAGCCGCUCUACCCGCGCUGGCAGCGAACCCUAUGUGCCACCACCAGUGUACUGGAAUCGCGAUGGCAGUGUGCCACGUGGACCAUCGGUCUUUGAUCGUGCCACCAGCUUGGCCCCAUUCACACGGCCAAGUUUCCGUGCCAGCUCUCUGGAACCAUUGGAUGAACUCUUUGAAAGUAAGUUGCCCGCGAUCAUUGAGGCUGAGGCAGCAGCAGCAGCACCGGCAGCAGCAGCAGCUGCUGUUAGGCCAAGCAUUUUUGAGCGUGCCGGCUCGCCAAGUCCCACUCCUGUCAAAGCCGGUCGCUGGGGACCACGCCCCACUGAAGUCGCCUACGAUGCUGAGGGACUUCCAAUCUUCCAUCCACGCAACCGUUUCCGUGAUCUGUUGAGCCCAAGCCCCAACUUGCCGAUCUCAUCGAUUGUUCGUGAUCCCUUCUGGUGGGAUGUGGAUGAUUUGGUGCCGUUCCGUGCCACCUCGGUGCCCCGUGCCUCGAGCCCCGUUGCACGUGAUUCGUACUUGUCGCCGGUGAAGAAUCGUUACUUGUGGUCGAAGCACCCAGCCAGACCCCUGACACCUCACCGCUCAAUUUUGUAAACGAACGAAAAAACGAACUAAACAACAUCAGAAAACAAGAAUACCAACAACGAAUGCAUCAAAAAACAAAAUAAAAUAAAAAAACAACAAAAAAAAAAACAGGGGCCCCCAAAAAAAUGAACGACUUUCACCUCUUGAAGAACUGGAAACUAACUAGUUAGUUAAUGUAGUCUCAUCUCUAUAUCCUCAACAAGACGUUUGAAUUUUUUCAAAACUGCAAAACAUUUCUCGGACCAACAUCUUUUCCGGGAGACUGUACUCAACAUCUAUUGCCAUAUCAAGUGCGCCAUUUCCCGCAAAAAAACCCGCAUAGAAAACAUUUUUAUUUUACAUCUUUUCUAAUCUUUAAGUGCAAUUAAAUAUGUGAACAAACAAAAACAUAAAAAAAAAAAAUGAAAUCGAUUUACAUUUAUCUUACUAUGUGCAUAUAGUAUGAAAACAACAAAAUCUUUUAUGAUCUUGGCCUCGUUCAAAAUGAACAUCUGCGAUGCCUGCCAUCAUCAUAUAGAAUUGUUCCUUUUUUGUAUAUUUUAGCUGCUAUAUAAUAUAUAUAUAUCUAUAUUAUGAUUACUUUUUAACAAUCUGUAUUUGUAGUAAUGUGAAAUUUGAAAAUUUGAAAUGAAAAUAUUUAAAUAUGCAACACACCAAAAAGCAGCUCAAAUAUUUUCAAACUAAAAACAACCACAACAAACAAAAUUCAGUAAAAAAAGUAAAUAAAAAAACUUCUAAAAACCAAAA